CCACCAUCAGAUGUUCCACUAUUCCAUCAUCAGAUGUUCCACUGUUCCACCAUCCGAUGUUCAACUGUUCCAGCAUCAGAUGAUCCACUGUUCCACCAUCAGAUGUCCCACUGUUCCACCAUCAGGUAUUACACUGUUCCACCAUUAGAUGUUCUACUGUUCCAUUAUCAGAGGCUCUACUGUUCCACCUUCAGAUGUUCCACUGUUCUACCAUCUCUGUUCCACUGUUCCACCAUCCGAUGUUCUGCCGUUCCACCAGCAGAUGGUCCACUGUUCCACCAUAAGAUGUCGUACUGUUCCACCAUCAGAGGUUCUACUGUUGCACCAUCAGGUGUUCCACUGUUCCACCACCACAUGUUCCACUGUUCCACCAUCAGAUGUUCCACUGUUCCACCAUCAGAUGUUCUACUGCUCCACCAACAGAUGUUCCACCGUUCGACCAUAAAAUGUUGUAUUGUUCCACCAUCAGAUGUUCCACUGUUCCAGCAUCAGAUGUUGUACUGUUCCACCGACAGAUGUUCCACUAUUCCACCAUCAGAUGUCCCACUGUUCCACCAUCAGGUAUUCCACUCUUCCACCAUCAGAUGUUCUACUGUUCCACCAUCAGAUGUUCUGCUGCUCCACCAACAGAUGUUCCACCGUUCGACCAUAAAAAGUUGUAUUGUUCCACCAUCAGAUGUUCCACUGUUCCACCAUCAGAUGUUGCACUGUUCCACCAACAGAUGUUCCACUAUUCCAUCAUCAGAUGUUCCACUCUUCCAGCAUCAGAUGUUCCACUGUUCCACCAUCAGAUCUUCUACUGUUCCACCAACAGAUGUUCCACUGUUCGACCAUCAAAUGUUGUAUUGUUCUACCAUCAGAUAUUCCACUGUUCCACCAUCAGAUGAUUCAUGGUUCCACCCGCACAGGUUCCACUGUUCCACCAUCACAUGUUCCACUUUUCCAACAUCAGAUGUUCCACUGUUCCACCAUCAGAUGUUCAAGUGUUCCACCACCUCUGUUCCACUGUUCUAUCAUCAGAUUUUCCACGUUUCCGCCAUUAGAUGAUCCACUGUUCCACCAUCGGAUGUUCCACUAUCAGGUAUUCGACUGUUCCACCAUUACAUGUUCUACUGUUUUAUUAUUAGAGGCUCUACCGUUCCACCAAUUGUUGUUCCACUGUUCCACCUUCAGAUGUUCCACUGUUCCACCAUCUCUGUUCCACUGUUUCACCAUCAGAUGUUCUGCCGUUCCACUAGCAGAUGUUCCACUGUUUCACUGUUCAACCAUAAGAUGUCUUACUGUUCCACCAUCAGAGGUUGUACUGUUGCACCAUCAGGUGUUCCACAGUUCCACCACCACAUGUUCUAUUGUUCCACCAUCAGAUGUUCCACUGUUCCACCAUCAGAUGUUCUACUGUUCGACCACCAAAUGUUGUAUUGUUCCACCAUCAGAUCUUCCACUGUUCCACCAACAGAUGAUCCAUGGUUCAACCAUUAGAUGUUCCACUGUUCCACCAUCAGAUGUUCCACUGUUACACCAUCAGAUGUUCUACUGUUCCACCAUCAGAUGUUUCACUGUUCCACCAUCAGAUAUUCUACUGUACCACCAACAGAUGUUCCUCUGUUCGACCAUCAAAUGUUGUAUUGUUCCACCAUCAGAUGUUCCACUGUUCCACCAUCAGAUGAUCCAUGGUUUCACCAUCAGAGAUUCCACUGUUCCACCAUCACAUGUUGCACUGUUCCACCAUCAG
Porites lobata is the source of this 1732-nucleotide messenger RNA. Lineage: Eukaryota; Metazoa; Cnidaria; Anthozoa; Scleractinia; Poritidae. The record is from the annotation of a GenBank genome assembly.